AUGUGUGGUAUUUUCUUUUCUCUAAGCGCAUCAGGAGCUGUGCUUCCUAAUGAGGAGACUUGCUGCUUGUUGCGGAAAAGAGGACCUGAUAACUACCAUGUUCAUAAUGUUGAACAGAAGAUAGCCAAUACACGGUCAAGCAAUGAAGAACCCAUUGCUGUUCAGCUUACCUUUGUUUCCACAGUCUUGUCGAUGAGAGGAGGCUGCCUUGUUCCCCAGCCACUGGUGGAUCUCACUACGCAGUCCGUAUUAUGCUACAAUGGAGACGCCUGGAAGAUAUCAGGUGAACCUAUCCAGGGCAACGAUGCGGAGCUGAUCUUUAAGCUGUUACUGCAGGCUGUAAACCACCAUUCGAAAACAACUUCGUCAGCGGACUCGGGUACGACUGCUGUUCAAGGUGUUCUGGAUGUCAUCAGUAGCAUUUCCGGCCCCUUUGCCUUCGUGUUCUAUGAUGCGAUCAACUCAAAACUGUUCUUCACCAGAGAUUCACUUGGAAGACGCUCUCUACUCCAAGGUGUUGAUGAGUCAGGGGCCUUUAAGCUGUGCAGUCUCUGCGACGGCACAUCUUCGACCCACUUUAGUGAGGUCGAGACAGACGGAGUGUAUAUGAUUGACUUUGAACAUGCUAUAUUCCAGGAUAACUGGAUCGCAACGAGGAGUGCUGGCGCGCCUUUGUUCGAUGCAAGUUGCAUACAGACACUUUCUUGGGAACAUAACACAUCCGAUCUUCCUCUUCGUCCUCUAACAGAGGUUCAGAGAAACCCCGUCCCUCCAAUGAACAAAUCCACACCCGAUGGAGAAGCUCCUUCACUAACCGUUGAGACUGUCGCUGUCAGGGAACUUGAGCAUAAGUUGCGUCAGUCCUUAGCAUUGCGAAUUCAGAAUGUACGAGAACCUCCGACUGCUUCAUCAGGGAGCAAUGUGAAAGUGGCUGUACUGUUUUCCGGUGGCCUCGACUGCACAUUACUCGCCAGGCUCUCUCAUGGGAUCCUGCCAAAGGAGGAAGUCAUUGACUUGCUCAACGUGGCAUUCGAAAACCCGCGCGUUGCGGCCGCCGCGGCGGGCAAGGGAGGUGCCACUGGCUCCGUGUAUGAAAGCUGUCCCGAUCGUAUCACCGGCCGGGCGGCAUUUGCAGAGUUGCAAAGAGUUUGCCCCGACCGUAAUUGGCGAUUUGUUGCGGUAGAUGUACCGUACGAGGAAACCCUUGCGCAUCGUGAGACUGUCAAGCGUCUGAUGAGACCCCACAAUACCGAGAUGGAUUUGUCCAUCGCUUGCGCAUUAUAUUUCGCUUCGCGUGGGCAAGGGCUGGCGUUCGACAGUCGACAGAUCGACGCUCAACCCACGCAAUAUGCCACUUCGGCACGGGUGCUCCUGUCUGGCCUUGGCGCAGAUGAGCUAUUUGCAGGAUACUCGAGACAUGGAGCAGCAUUUUCUCGCGAUGGUUUCACGGGCCUCAUUGACGAGAUCAACCUUGACGUCAGCCGCCUUGGAAAGCGAAACCUGGGCCGUGACAAUCGAGUCAUUGCACACUGGGGUCGCGAAGCGAGGUUUCCCUUCCUAGACGAAGAGUUCGUGUCCUGGGUGGUGCAGCUCCCAGUGUGGGAGAAAUGCGGGUUCGGCACCCCUUCCCCACCAACGGAUUCACCAGAGGCAGGGCUCGAUUCGGAGAAAAAAGCCCUUCGCCUGGUCGCACUAAGACUCGGCAUGACGAACGUCGCCCGGGAGAAGAAGCGAGCAAUCCAGUUUGGGUCCAGGACAGCCAAGAUGGAGAAGAGCAAAGUGAAAGGGACCGAUGCACUUACCUGA
This is a messenger RNA of Aspergillus niger, 1806 nucleotides long. RefSeq lists its product as uncharacterized. Lineage: Eukaryota; Fungi; Ascomycota; Eurotiomycetes; Eurotiales; Aspergillaceae. Gene Ontology annotation, molecular function: asparagine synthase (glutamine-hydrolyzing) activity. The record is from RefSeq and is a predicted model, not a curated record. The transcript is spliced from 2 exons. Bases 1 to 1806 code for a protein of 601 amino acids.